AUGACCACAAAGGAGCAUCUAAAUGAUAACUUCUUGGCGAAUGUAAUUAACGCUUCUGUGCUUUUUAUCGUUUUUUUUUUUACAACCAUCCAGGUAAGAGGUGGUCUUAGCGGCGAGAGGACAGCUGUCUUUGCCUUCUACCCGCCGCAAAAAUACUCCUACGGUCCGCUAGAAGGGAGGGCGUCUUUAGUCGGCAUUGCCUCGCUCAAGAUCAACAAAGCUGACUCAUCAGACGAGGGUCUGUACGUUGUCACUGUCUUCUUAGGAGCUGCGGGGACGCAAGAGAGGCACGUGUAUCUCAACAUAUUGGUGCGGCCGAUUGUGACGGUAGGUCCACGCAGUCCAUAUAUCGUGACAUCAGGCAAAGACUACAUCUUAAACUGCUCCAUAACCAAGUCCAAACCAGAAGUGAACGACGUGUACUGGACUAAAGACGACGUUCGGCUGACGACCAGCAGGCGUCAGGGGAAGUAUGAGGGAGGGGACGGCAGCUACCCGUCCCUCGUCAUACGUGACGUGGGCAGGGGAGACUCGGGAGAGUACGCAUGCGUCGCCGAUCACGUGACUGGCUCUGUGAGCAAGAGCCUCACAUUAGGAGUACUGUAUAAGGCUGAUAUCAUAAAGAUCUCGGAGUCUAUGACAGCUGCGAACGGAGACGACGUGCAGCUGUACUGUGUGGCAGACGGGAACCCUCCUCCUGAUAUAUAUUGGACGUUCCAGGGCGCGCCGGUGAGGACAGAAGUGCGCAGACUCAAUGAAACGGUCAGCAUGAGCAAACUGCUGUUAGAUGGCGUCAGCGGAAACGACACGGGCUUGUACGCAUGCUCAGUGCGGAAUGGUGUGGGAAGCAGGGCGGUCACAAGAUGGCUGAAGCUGAGAGUCAGACUACCAGGGGAACCCGAAGGAGGAUACACUCAGAUAACCAUCAUCGCUGGCGCAUGCGCAGGAUCUGUCUGGCUUCUGCUGUGCAUCUUUCUCUUGGCCAUCUAUAUUCGGAGGCGCCGGAAGCGGUCACGCGUUAAGGAGUCCAAGAACAAAGACUUUGCGUACUACUACACAGAUGACCCCUACGAGUUCCAGUAUUUGGGGUUACGGAGCUUUGAAUCCGGUCCGAAACGAAGUACGUCCGGGGUCAAGGCCGCUCAGUCCUAUGAGGCAGGUUUAGAUGGAGGGCGAAGAUAUGCAAAGGCACUCUAUAACUACUCACCACUGGAUGAGGACGAACUGCGCCUGUGUAUCGGUGACGUCAUCGAGGUGAUCAAGGGGGAGGGCGACGGUUGGUGGUUCGGCUACCUGAACGGGAGAGUCGGCAUGUUCCCCUCGAACUAUGUGGACGUCCUGUCUUCGGACGACAGAAGGACCAACACCCUACCUCUCAGUCGCAAGGCCACCAUGCUGAACGAAAAGUCACAGGCCCACCAGGCUAGAGCGGCCAAAUCAUCAUUGGAUGAGGUAGCUGAGUUCUCCCUGUUUACAAUAUAA
This is a messenger RNA of Branchiostoma floridae (Florida lancelet), 1482 nucleotides long. RefSeq names its product hemicentin-1-like. Gene Ontology annotation, cellular component: cell-cell junction. NCBI's taxonomy places the organism in Eukaryota, Metazoa, Chordata, Leptocardii, Amphioxiformes, Branchiostomatidae. The transcript has 8 exons. The record is from RefSeq and is a predicted model, not a curated record. Gene Ontology annotation, biological process: cell-cell adhesion. Gene Ontology annotation, molecular function: cell adhesion molecule binding. Bases 1 to 1482 code for a protein of 493 amino acids.